Papaver somniferum (opium poppy) is the source of this 1254-nucleotide messenger RNA. Its product is annotated as ethylene-responsive transcription factor 12-like. The record is from RefSeq and is a predicted model, not a curated record. Gene Ontology annotation, biological process: regulation of DNA-templated transcription. Lineage: Eukaryota; Viridiplantae; Streptophyta; Magnoliopsida; Ranunculales; Papaveraceae. Gene Ontology annotation, molecular function: DNA-binding transcription factor activity; DNA binding. The transcript has a single exon. Bases 251 to 934 code for a protein of 227 amino acids.
UCAUCAUCAUUUUCGCUCUAAUCAAACAUUUUUUCUCCUCUAAAUUAUCAGCAAUGUACAUGUAUUAAAGAGAUUAAUUAGUACUAGAGUUCUUUAUUAUGCCGUCUAAACGAAUAUUACCAAACGUGUGGGUAUUUGUGCGGGUAGGGGAUUGGGGAGUAUAAAAAAACACAAACCCUUUUACUCAUUCCUAUCCAUCUUUAAUUUGAUCAUUGAUUCCCUUCUCUCAAAUAUUAUUUACUGUGUAGUCAUGGCUUCUUAUCCAACAACAGCAAGAGAAGGAAAUUAUAGAGGAGUAAGAAAGAGACCAUGGGGAAGAUAUGCAGCUGAGAUUAGAGAUCCAUGGAAGAAAACUAGAGUUUGGUUAGGUACUUUUGAUACACCUGAAGAAGCUGCUAUGGCUUAUGAUGGUGCUGCUAGAUCUUUGAGAGGUUCAAAAGCCAAAACCAACUUUCCACCACCAGGACUACUGUUCCCUACGGCUGAUCAUAUUCCAACUGGUAUUCCUAUUGGUUCUACAACUAAUCUCCCCGUCAACCUACAUAACUUUCCUCCAGCUUCUGAUCACCGCUACCAUUACAAAUGGGACGGCACUCCCCAUGCCACUUCAGGUAGAACUGAUAUUCCUUCGCCUAGUGCUGGUGGAUUGGUUAUUGGAGAGUUUCUACAAACUCGUAUUCUGAAGAGAAGUACGGAAGAAUCGGAAUCCGCACCACCACCAUUAUCAUCAGAAAGAAAAUCAACUCACCAUAGUGAUGGACGGUGUCAUCUUUCAGCUUCUGAGUCUGGUGUUGUGGUUGACUCGGUUCUGACUCAUCAGCCGACUCAACAAGCGACAUUAUUAGGAUUCGCCAGACGCGGUUUAUCAAUCGAUUUGAAUGAACCACCACCGGCAGCACCUACUAGUAAUAGUAACAAUACUCAGACUUUAUAGUCGAGCUAGAAAAAAAAACAUGACGAAUCCAUGAAAAUAUUCCAAGUUAUCUAACUCUCCAAAUCUCUGACUCAGGUCUCUCUAGUCUCUAUAUAGUAUGUUUAUGUUUAGUGUUUUAUCUUAGUUGUAUUCUUGGUCUUUUAGUACCAAGUACUUCUGUGUAAGUGUAUUUAGUAUAGACUUUUGUAACUUUCAGUACUUAAUGAUGAGAGCGAAUCAGUGUAAUCGUUAUUGCUGUUAAAAGAUCUCAAGAAUCUUUCUUUUCUCUUUCUCGAUGAAGAUGAUUCUUUUUGAAAGUUAAUUACAUGAGAUCUGGACUC